AAGCUGUCUGCUCCAGAAGAUUCGGCGCGAGCUGCAUCACGGCCGCGGAAUCGCUCAUUGAAGAAGUCCGCAGCAGUACAGGAUGAUGAGCCAUCGUUGUUGGAUAUGGGACGGCGAGCUGCCUCAUUCGAGACAUGCCAGGCCUCGACCGUCAAAGCCUCGCCAUCACUGCGACCGGCAUCGUUUGACUCACGAAUGUCGGCGUUCUCUCCAGUGGACGUGCCACGGUUACUCGUCCAUUCACCGGCAUCUCCGCUAGCCAUGGAGCCACCUCCGCAGGCCACCGACAGUCGGCUGCUGACCGUGCCAUCGCCGGACUACCGAAAAAUGUCUUGUGAGUCUCCCAAAGCUAGCGACUACAUCACGAUGGGUUUGGCUCCGGCGAUUCUCGGCCAAUUAACGGCAAUUGCAUCGACGAUGAUGACACCCACGACGAUGGACGAAGUUAAACCGUCACCAAUCCAAAGUAUGGAUUGCACUGCGUCACUCGAGCAGAUUACCUCAUCAUCCCUUGAUCUCCCUCUACCUCCAAGCAUAGGCCAAGAGCAGGUUCAACUUCCCCAAGCGUCGGCCGAAUUGCUCGCGCAAAUGCCAGCGAAAUCGGUUAUACAGGACGACAUCCGCAGUGGCAAUGGACGGUUUCAGCUAGUACGCAAACGUGGUCGUAGCGAAGUCUGGAAUCUCUUCGGGCAGGUCAGUAGCUUUCAGGACUAA
Molecule: messenger RNA, 714 nt
Organism: Ostertagia ostertagi
Lineage: Eukaryota; Metazoa; Nematoda; Chromadorea; Rhabditida; Trichostrongylidae
Source: the annotation of a GenBank genome assembly